AUGGGGAACGAGGCCAGUAUGGAGGGGGAGGGACAGGCGGGACAGGCGGGACAGCCCGGCCCCGCCGUCCCUGCAGCGGGGGCUCCGGCUUCCAUUUCAGCACCACCGGACUCUGGACAGCUCAUCAAGCCCAGCAAUGGAGCGCCAGCCGGAGGAAGUGGGGCUGGAUCCGGGCCGGGGAUUAACAGACCACCUCCGUCAGACCCGGGACCUAAGGCAGGAGUCCAGAGCGGUCACGGGACGGGGGACAGGUUGGCCUCCCACGACACCCGACAGCAUGCUGCGCCUCAAGGAGAGCAGGGCCAGGGUCAUGUGGCCAGGAAGAGUCUGCAUGUGGAUGUGGGAAGCAGCAGGACUGGGAGGUCCCCCUCCGUGUCCCCGGACCGAGGCAGUGUCCCCACCUCCCCUUACUCUGUGCCACAAAUCGCACCCAUGCCCAGCAGCAAACUGUGCCCCGUCUGCAAAACCACCGACCUGAUGGGCACGGGGGACGACAAGCCUAACUUCAACACCUGCACACAGUGCUGCUCCAUGGUGUGCACCCAGUGUGGCUUCAACCCAAACCCUCACCUCACAGAGGUUCAGGAGUGGCUAUGUCUGAACUGUCAGAUGCAGAGAGCGUUGGGGAUGGACAUGACCACACCACGCUCCAAGAGUCAGCAACAGAUACACUCUCCUUCUCAUGCAGCCAAACCAGAACUUAAACCUGAUGCCUCGUCUCAGCCUGCACCCCAGACACAGCCCCCUCCUCAGCCCCACCCUCCAGCCCAUCAUCCAGCCCCUGGCUUUACCAAACAGGCUGGUCCAGCUGGCCCAGGUCAGCAUCAAGUAAAGCUCCCUCCAGGGGCAGUCCCUCUCCCCGGCAUGGCCAAAGCCCCAUCCCAGCCUGAUCUGUCCCGCAACUCUCCCGCCCACCAACCCCAGAACACCCGCCACGACCAGACUCGCAGUGCGGGGAGCUCUCCUUCACGGCAGCCCCCACCUCCAGAGCAGACAUUUGGGAAGCUGUUUGGCUUUGGUGCUUCUCUUCUUAACCAGGCCAGCACUCUCAUAUCUGAGACUACUCAACCACAACAACAGCCCCCCAAAACGGCCCCCAAACCAGGAGGACCUCCUGGUCCAGGAUCUGGGGCGGGUAAACCCUCAGGACCUCAGCCUGCACAACAAGGGCCUCGAGCCCCUGCUCAGCAGCAACAACAACAGCAAGCCCACCCGGACUCCACUAAACCCAAAGCUUGUUGUCCUCUCUGCAAGACUAACCUCAACAUCGGCAACACAGCAGAACAACCCAACUACAACACCUGCACACAGUGCCACCACCAAGUGUGCAACAUGUGUGGAUUCAAUCCCACUCCACACCUGGUCGAGAAGAAAGAAUGGCUGUGCUUGAACUGCCAGACGCAGAGGGCUCUGUCAGGAAGCUUGGGAGAUGUUGCAGCUCCUGUUGCACAGCCCUUGGGAUCCCCUCGGCCACCUGCUACAGCCAAUCAACAACCACCUCAGCAGAAAGGGCCAAAUCAGCUUUUAGGGCCUAGGCCAACAGGUCCUCAACAACAACAGAAACCAUCGGGUCCCCAAGUAAGUGGCCCUGUCUCUCCUGUGAAAAAUUCUGGGCCUACCCCUCAUACCAGGGGGCCCAGCCAAGCUUCCCCUCAAACCAAGGGCUCUGCCCAACCUGUUCCUCAAUCUAAGGGUUCAACUCAACCACCGUCCCAAACAAAGGGUCUAUCGCAACCCUCAGUUCAGAGUAAGGGACCUCAAAGUAAAGGUCCUAAUCAAUCACAUGCUCAGAGUAAGGGCCCUGUUCAGUCUUCUAACCAGAUGAAGGGCCAGAGCCAGGCCAAAGGGCCCACUCAGACAAAGGGAUCUGCUCAGCCCUCUGCUCAGACUAAGGGCCCUUCUCAUCCCUCUGGUGCCAAGGCCACCCCUGGUAAAGCCACACCCAAUCAUGCCAAGGCCUCUCCCACCCCAACAAAAACAGCACCUACUCAGUCUAAACCCACAGGUAACAACCAAGCUCGCAAACAGCCGCAGGAGAAGACUAGAGUCGCAUCUAAAUCUCUAAAAGAAGAUGUCAAGGCCUCACCAAAGAAGUCACUGUCAGAGACUAUCACUUCACCAGAAGACAUGAAGAUUGCUGAAGAUACACAGAAGUCAAGACACCAUGAAGAUUACAACAAAUCAAGUACACAGAGUCUAAGUGACACUGGAUACUCCUCAGAUGGGAUCUCGAGCUCUCAUGGGGAGAUUACAGGACAUAUCCGUGAAGAAGGAAUCAAGCUCAGUGAAAAAGGUGCUUCCAUCCCCUCAGAAAUCACCAAGCUAGAGAGCUCCAUGAAGCCUCUACUAGAGUCAAAGUCAUCAGACCCGAAACACAGGCCACAUUCACUGUCUGUAGGACAGGGCCGGGACUACAAUCCUGAUGACGAUGCAGCAAGGGAUGAAUCAGAGGAUGAACUAAGUUGUAAGCUUCGCCAUGAUUAUGUGGAGGACAGCAGUGAAAGUGGUCUGUCACCAUUGCCAGUGAGACAGAAGAAGUCACAUAAAGAAUUAACAGACGAGGAAUUCAUGAGGAGGCAAAUUAUGGAGAUGAGUGCGGAUGAAGAGGAAAUGGAAGAACAUGGAAACCAGAAAACUAAAAGGGUACAUAAAACUGGUGGGGACUUGAGCAAGGAGAGGCGACGACUCUCUCACCAGUCUAAUAGUUUUGAAGAGGACACCAAGGCCACAGAGGCAAAUGAAGAGGAAGAUGUUGUAAUGGCCGGUGGCCUUCGGCGUUUUAAGACCAUUGAGCUGAAUAACACAAACAGCUACAAUCGAGACAUGGAGCUCAGCACCGAACAUGACUUACGAGAACCAGAGCUAGAGAUGGAAAGUUUGACUGGUUCUCCUGAAGAGCGGUCCAAGGGAGAAUAUUCAUCCACUCUGCCUGCCACCACACCCAGCUACACCUCUGGAACAUCCCCCACAUCUGUGUCUUCCAUGGAAGAUGACAGUGACAGCAGCCCUAGUCGUAGGGCAAGAUUAGAGGAGGCAAAGCAACAGAGGAAGGCUCGACAUCGGUCACAUGGGCCACUGCUGCCCACUAUCGAAGACUCAUCUGAGGAGGAUGAGCUGAGAGAGGAGGAAGAACUACUUCGAGAACAGGAGCAGAUGAGAGAUCUAGAGCAACAGAGGAUACGAAGUACUGCUCGAAAAACAAAGAGGGAUAAAGAGGAGCUACGGGCACAGAGACGCAGGGAAAGAUCCAAAACUCCCCCUAGUAAUCUCUCCCCUAUUGAGGAUGCAUCGCCAACAGAGGAGCUGAGGCAGGCUGCAGAGAUGGAGGAGCUUCACAGAUCAUCAUGUUCUGAAUACUCACCAUCUAUGGACUCGGAGGCAGAGGGCUUUGAGAUGAUUGGUGGAAAGCUUUACAAAACAGGAAAUGAAUAUAACCUUCCAACCUUCACAUCACUCUACUCCCCUACAGAAAAGACAUCAGCAAUGUCACCAUCUGAUAAAACACUAAAAAGUGCAGAGGAGGUCUAUGAGGAGAUGAUGAAGAAAGCUCAGCUCAUGCAGAGGCAGAAAGGUGCCUCUCAGCCGGACAGUAAACAUCAUCUUGAAGCAGGAACUGUCUUAACCCCUGGUUCAAGCCCAACGCAGGUUACUGCACCUAUGACCUUCUCCACAACAGGGACUGAUCCAAGAAUGCAAGGAAUUCAUGCAGCACAGCAUUUAUCAAAAGAAACGCAAAAUAGGAUGAUGACGCAGAGUGCCAAAAUUGAGGGUGUUGUCGGAGUUGCCACAACCAAAGCCCAAGUCAGUCAGACUGCCACAACUCGACAGGCAGGUAGCACAGCACCUGCUGGCAACAGAGCAGGCUCACAGAGGCCAACACAGGCAUCACCUGACCCUGGAGCGUCCUCCCUAACCUCCAAAGUGUUCUCCCUUUUCAAAGGUCCGAGCCCCCCUGUCUCCCCAAAUGCUUCUCCAGCACAAAGCCCAACGCAUACGCCAUCUGUAAGAUCCACUGGCAGUAGUGGCAGGCAGCUCCCAUCUUUGCCUGGUGGGCCUACAUCAGCUACAACAUCCCAUGGAGCUCAGGCACCUCAAAGGGCAAUUUCACCACGUCUUGCACGACAACAGUCCUCUCGAGAUUCGCCAGUGAUGGUGAUAACUCUAGGCUCAGAAACAACCAGUCCUGCCAAGCCACUCACUGUAAAUUCUUCCACUUCCCCUUUGUCAUCACCAACACAGGUCAGUUGUAAAACCUUAUAUAGCUCCCAGACCCCUUCGACAAGUUCCCCAACAUCACCACAAAUGCAUCCAUCUCAACAGUCUCCUAAACAUUCUUCACAGAUGGCUCAAAAUGUUGGUAUUGGCACUGGGACCACAACUGCACAUAAUCGUGGAUCUAUGGAAAACAUAUCUCUGUGUAAAAUCUCAAAUAUUCCAGGCUCUUCAAUGGUUGUGGGUCAGGUUCAAACACAUCAAAGCUCUAACGUGGUGGAUCUGAGAGCCCCAGUGAGGCCUGCUCCAAUCAUAAUGACAGAUCAGGGAAUGGACCUAACAUCUCUUGCCUCUGAUGCAAGGAGAUACUCUUUAGGAGCAGAGCAGCCAUCUGGUCGACACACAGCAGUGCAAUCUCAAAUUAUGAACCUGAAUGCACAAGAGCAACCGCACAUAUCUGUAUCAACACCGACUACAGUAAGCGUCACAGUUGCAGGUUCUAUGUUCAUGUCCCAACCCAAGCAACCUGUUGUGUAUGGAGAUCCUUUGCAAAACCGUGUGGAUUUGGGGCAGGGUGUUGGAUCAGCUGUGUGUUUAACCCAGAGCAAGCCUCCAAUUACUGACCCAUCUAUUCCCAAAAUUGAUGCCUGUCUGGAGAACCUGGGUAUACAACAGCAACAACUGCAAUUACAGCAGCAGAAGCUCCUGCAGCAGCAACAGCUUCUUGAGCAGCAGCUCCAGCAGCACCAUCAGCAAUCCUCUUUUGCACGUUACAAUUUAGCUAAUCAGGUCCAGCCAAUCAUAAUGAAAAAAGACCUUGUAGUUAGCCAGACAAGCAGUGCCCAGCCUGCAGUGACUGCUAGUGCCAUUCCUAGAGUAUCCCCCCUGGCUCCACCUUCAGUGUCUGGGGCUCCUGCUUCUAAUUCUCCCCAUGAGGUCUAUGGUGGAGUUGCCUUAGAGCUAAAAAACAAGCCCACAGUAAUGAACUUGUCCACUGGUAAGCCCCAUGUUAUGAUGGUGCAACUUGAUGAAAAUAAACCAUCACAGGGGGGCACAGUGACUCAACUGGUUAAGCGAGAGGAACCUCCUCCCCCACCUCAAGUCUUGGAUCUCACCGGACAGAUCAAACCAGAAAACCAGGUGGCUUGUUGUGAUGUUGUUUACAAAUUGCCCUUUGCUGGUUCCUGUUCAGGGUCACUCACUCAGAAGCCUACAACAGUAUCCUCAGAUAAAACCCCCACCACUGAAACUUCUCAAUCAGCCAACCCUCCCCAUCCACAACACUACAAUGUCAUCCAACAACAACAACAACAACAACAACAUCAGCCUCAAGCUACCCAAGGAGUAACAGAGGAACAUAUACCAUAUCAACCACAUCAACCACCUGUAGUCCCCUCAGGAAGAAUUCAGCCCUCCAUGUCUGAUAAUAAUCUGCCCUCCAUGACUGAUGCUGGUCACUAUCAAAGUAACGUUCAGGGGGGUCUGGCAGUAGAUCUUAGCAGCAUGAAUCAGGCUUAUGAUAAUGGAUACCUUGGCAUUGGAGCACAGUAUGGAUCUUACACAGACUUGCGUCAACAAGGAGAUUUAACUGCUCCUUCAUUACCCCUUCGUCGAUAUGGUUCCAUGUCAAAUAUUAAUUCUGACUACGCCUACAGUUCACGUGACCAAACAGGACCACCUGACUCCAAUCUGGCUCAGUAUAGUGCAACCACUGCCAGGGAGAUCAGUCGCAUGUGUGCAGCUCUAAACUCUGCUGACCAGUUUGCGAGCCGGUAUGGGAAUAACCCUGAAUUGGUACCAUAUGGGGCUGGAAGGGGUGGACCUUUAGCUAGGUUAAAUCUCCAGCAAAGCUUAGCAUCAAUAAGGGCAAACCUUCUGUAUGGCCCAGAUGGAAGACCAACCGCAAAUGGCCAAACACUAACAAACCUAAUUAAUGCAAGACAAGCAAGUAUACGCGCCUUGUACCCUGCGGCUAUGAGAGGAGGUGAUGGCAUGAUAUAUUCCACCAUUAACACUCCCAUAGCCUCCACCUUGCCAAUUACCACCCAGCCUUCCUCAGUCCUGCGUCCCAUACCUAGAGGAAUUUACAGACCAUACCCCACAGGUGUAACUGCUGUACCAUUGGCUAGCCUUACCAGGUUGCCUCAAGUGACUCCCAGAAUGCCCCUGUCCACACAGGGACCAUAUUCCUACCCUGCUCCAAACCAGUAUCCUACUUCAGCCACACCAUCAGGAAGUGUGCCUGAAGCAAGCAGCUCACACCAGGAAACUCCUGUAUACCUUGGAAAGCCUUUAACAACAGUCGUUGCUCAAACAGCUGCAACCAUUCCACCCACCCAACCUGCAGCACACCAAGGAGCACAAAAUGUACCGGCAACUGGUAUGCAAACCAUGGCAGAUCAACAGACAGACCGCACUCAACUUACUUCACCGAGUAUUUCAUCAUUCUCUCAAGCUCAAGUCCAACCUCCAACUGUCCAGCCAUUGCAGGUUCAAAUGCAGCCACACCAGUUACCUGCUCAAACUGAACCUUUAUCAUUGACUCAAACACCACCUCAAGUUCAACCCAUCAGUCAACCUCAACCAUUAGUUCCGCCACAGGGUCAGCUCCAAGUGAUACCCCAGGGCACCGCCCUAGCACCGAGUUCCACGCUUUCUCCUCCCAUGGAUGCCCAGAAAAGUAAGGAAGAUGAAAGACUGAGUCAGCAACAAGAGCAUGUGCUGCAGCUAGAGCGUGAGCGCGUAGAACUGGAGAAAUUACGGCAGCUGCGCCUACAUGAGGAGCUUGAAAGAGAUCGUAUGGAGCUUCAGCGACACAGAGAAAAAGAACAACUAAUUGUUCAGCGUGAGAUUCAAGAGCUGCAGACAAUCAAACAGCAAGUCCUACACCAACAGCAGGCAGAGCGGGAGACACAGCUCAUUAUGCAAAGAGAACAACUGGCCCAGCAGAGAAUGCAGCUUGAACAAAUUCAGACUCUGCAGCAGCAGCUCCAGCAGCAGUUGGAGGAGCAGAAAAGACAAAAGACAGCAGCAGUGGAGGCAGCAGCUGCUGCUGCAGCAGCGGAGGCAGCCGCAGCAUCAGCAGUGGCAGCAGCAGCAGCCACAUCUGCCCAGGGUGCUAUACAAGGGGUAGUUGUUGGAGGAGGGCCCCCUCAAGGGUUCAUUAUUUGUGACCAGAGUGGUAGAGUUAUUCAACAAGAUGGACAGAGUGUCCAAUUUUGGCAGGAUGGACAAGUGGUCCAAGCCGUGAUGGCUGCUCGACCCAUACAUAGUUCUGCCUCUGAAAUGUCUUUGAGAAGCAGUGACAAACAGGCUGAUUCCAAGAUUAUGAAAAAGCAGAAUUCCAUGCCUCGUUUGAGGGAUGGCUCAGAGGAAGACUCUGGGAAGAGGAUUACAGACAGCUGUGUGCAAACAGAUGAUGAAGAUGGAGAGGACAGAUUUAUGAACAGGCGUAGGAGAACAAGGCGUAUUGCCGACUGCAGUGUGCAAACUGAUGAGGAGGACCAGGGAGAAUGGGACCAGCAGCCAGUGAGGCGCAGGCGAUCACGUGUUUCCAAGCACUCUGAGUCCAGUGGGGAGGCUAAAUCAGAAGGAUCAUCUAAAGUGGCUUCUGCAAGUAUAGCUAUUCAGACCACAAAUGAUUCGUCAUGCCAAACAGAGCCCGACCAACUAAGCAGGAUUUCGCCUGCAAUCCACAUUACCAUGGCCGAGACCUCAAAGGUUGACCUAUUACAUUACAUAGCGGCUCCUGAAAGGACCCACAAAGGAGAGAGUCUGGCCUGCCAGACAGAACCAGAGUCUCAGUCCCAGGGUGUGGUCGCCCCUCAGCUGAGUGUCCCUACAACUAUUAGUCCAUACUCAACAAGUCUGCAUAUAGUAGGUGCGAACACAUCUGACCCAACCUCUCCUAGACACCAAGGAGUUGUGAAGUUUGAGAGGAGGAAACCAGACCCCUUGGAAAUUGGCUAUCAACAAAAUGAGUCUCCAUCUCGGCAGCCCCCCAAAUCUCCCCAGGUGCUAUACUCCCCUGUGUCUCCGUUGUCUCCUCAUCGCAUGCUGGAGACAACAUUUGCCUCCCAGGAGAAACUGAACAAGGCCCAUGUUACACCCCAGCAGAAGGCCUUCACUGCUGAAUCACCCAUACGUCACCAGACCCUACCAAGACCCAUUAAAAGUGUGCAGCGCUCCAUGUCGGAUCCCAAGCCUCUCAGCCCCACAGCAGAGGACCCUGCCAAGAACCGAUUCUCCCCAUAUCAUCAGCAAGCGGUGUCCAACAGUCAGCAGAUGGCCUCCCUGCAGCAGCAGCAGAACUCUCUGAUGAGGAAAAUAAAGAGGACUCUCCCUAGCCCCCCUCCAGAGGAGACUCCACUCCCGAUUGUUACUCCAGCACAAAUGUACAGCUCCCCUGGCAUGCCCCAGAGGGUCCUACCAAGACCUUCCCAGGGAGUCACCAAGGCUGGCCUGCUGAGUGAACUGAAAGCUGUGGAACAAGAGUCGUCAAAGCUCCGUAAGCAGCAGGCUGAACUGGAGGAAGAAGAGAAAGAGAUUGACGCCAAGCUACGUUACUUGGAGCUAGGCAUCACCCAACGUAAGGAGACCAUGGUGAAGGAUAGGGAGAGGAGAGAUAUGGCUUACCUGAGAUGUAUGGGUGAUGCUCGGGACUACAUGUCGGAUAGUGAGCUCAAUAACCUCAGGAUGGUUGCUGCAACAGGAAACUUUGAUGCUAAUGGUCUGCUGACAAGGCCCAGCACUGCACCAUUGAGCCAAUUUGCCAAUGACCUCAAUACAACCUCCCAGUAUCCUUCAACCUCAUCCUAUAUGUCUUAUCCAUACCCUCAAAGUCAGCCAUCAACACAGCAGCCAGGCUCUGCUUACCAACAGAUAGGCUUCCAACCUCCUCAAUACCCUUCAUCAUCUGCACCCCAGCCAGGAACGUUCCAGCCCCAUCCCCCACCAGGCCCUGGUUACCAGAACCAGGGAACUUAUUCCAAUCGCAUGUAUGCCCAGCCCCCCUACCAGACAGACCUUGGCAUGCAGCAACAUGGUCAUCAGGGCUUCCAUCCUUCUGGUCAGCCAAUGCCAAGCCAGAGCCUUCCUUACCCCAGCCACAGCUCCUACCAACCUGGUCUCUCCUACCAGCCCCAGGCAGAGAUCCUUACAGUCCAUCAACGACCACGUCAAACCUCUUUGGCUGACCUUGAGCAAAAAGUCCCCACCAACUAUGAAGUCAUCAGCAACCCAUCAGUGUCAGUGGCCACAUCAGCUCCAGAUACCAACUUUGGCUCAGUCUACAGCAAUGCAUAUGGACAGUAUCGCCCCGAGCCCGGCCUGACUCACUCUGCGGACAGCCCCCCAUCAGCUUAUGCUUCUGAUGGAGUCUACACCUCUAACCUGGAGCAGAAUAUUCCUAGGAACUAUGUCAUGAUUGAUGACAUCAGUGAGUUGACAAAAGAUAACGCUAGCCAACCUACUGAUGCUCUAGGCCAUCCUGUGGGAGGGCGGUAUCGCAAUGAGAAUGGCCCUGCACGUGGGAGCGCCUACAGUAGGCCUGAAGAUGAGCCCGUGGAUGCUUAUGGCAGACCUAGUGGAACAACAGGGUACCAGAGUACAGUGGACAGUCGCACCAGCACCACAGUGAGUGGAGGCUCUUCCUAUUACUAUGAUGAUUAUAAACACACAAGGAGCAGCUCUGGUAGCCAUAAACUUGCACCCAAGAAUCUUGCCCCUGCUGUAGUCUCCUCUAAACGUAGUAAGCACAGGAAGCAGGGAAUGGAGCAGAAGAUUUCAAAAUUUUCCCCUAUUGAGGAAGCACGGGAUGUGGAGUCUGACCUUGCCUCUUACACAAUGACAACAUCAACAGGAGGCAGCUGUACAGUUGUGUCCAGAUCCAAGAAGCUUCAGGAUGAUUCCACCUACGGGAUCAAGAAGAAUGCAUACGACCAGCAGAAAUAUUACGGCACCAGUCGUGAUGGUCUUGAGGAGGAGGACCGCAUGUACAGCUCUGGCAGGUCCAGGUCUACUGGAUAUGGUAUGGACAAGAUCUCCUCAAGAGAUGCCACAGGACACAGAAGUAAAUCCUACGAGAGGGAUGCCAUGGAGCGGUCUCAGAGAAGCAGCCGCAGUGGAAGGCCUCCAAUGCGCAGCCAGAAUUCAGAAGAGGAGAGUCCAAUCAGUCCUGUUGGGAAGCCUGUAGGCAUGGGAAGAGGCUCUGGCAUACCAGAAGCCCAUGAUGUGAGGAACCAGUAUGGCUCCAGCCAUUCGUUGCCAGAUGUGCAGGACCAUCACAAGAAGGACCUGCCCAGGAGUCAUGUCUAUAAACCAGAUGACCCUUACCUCGUAGAUGACAUGCACUGUGCUGUUUCUGACAGUGAAGCCUAUCAUUUGGGCCAAGAGGAGACUGAUUGGUUUGAGAAGCCACGGGAGGCCCGUUCUGAUCGCUCAAGACAUCAUGGAGGUCACUCAUCCACAGGUAGGCGUAGUAAACAAACCUACCAUGAUUAUGACGAACCACCAGAAGAAUACGGUCCCCAGGAUGAGUACAACCAACAACGCCACCCCUCCUCCACAACACCCCGAGAUCACCGUCAUCACGGCGGCAGCACUGGCAGACACAGCUCUUCUCGCCACACCUCAGAGGAUCCCAGGUCGGCCCGUACUUCCAGAACACACCCCAAAGAUCCAUCUGUUCGAGCUGAUGGCAGAGGCUCAUCGUCUGCACAAAGAAGGAGUGUUCCAGACUCCCGUUCUGCCCAGGGGAGCCCCCGAAACUCAGGCGACUUCUCUCGAGACUCAGCCUCUGGUCAUCAUCACGGCACAGGUGGACGGAGCCAGAGACCCCAAGGAGAUCGCACAACAUCCAGGAGGCAGGAGCCCUCUGCACCAGGGCCUAAGCCACAGCAGCAGCAGCCGCAGCAGCAGCCGCCGCAGCAGCCGCCGCAGCAGCCGCCGCAGCAGCCGCAGCAGCCGCAGCAGCAGCAGCAGCAGCCCUCUCAGGGCCAUGCUGGGCAGCAGCGGUCAGGCGGUCAGGGCCCGUCUGGGAGACAUCCAGGCCCCGAACCCCUUGAUGGUACUCAGCAGGCCCAGCAGCAGCAUCAGCAGAGCGUACAACAGCAACAGCAGCAGCAGCAGCAUCAGCAGCAACCCCUGCAGCACAGCCAAACCCCUCAGAGCAGCCAGCCGACAACUGGGUCCGGUCCAGUUCCUACAGUUGCUGGACCGGCACAGCAGCAACCCAAAUCUGGCCAAGCCCCACCACAGGGACGACAGCCAGGAGUAGGGUCUGCAGCAGGGCAGCCAGCUACCACAGCGGCAAAAAUGGAUGCUACACCUGCAGCAGCAGCCACAGGAAUGAAACCUACAACAGGUGCCCCAACAGCACCUCAGCCUACCAAAAUAGCUACACCUCCUCUUACAGGCAUUGGCUCCAAGGCCACCCCCGUUGGGAUCGGUAGCAAACCUGUAGGUAUAGGCAGCGCCGCAGCAGGACAGCCACCUGCUGAAGGGGAUAAUGUUCUCACUAAAAUCCUGCAAGGAGGGGCAGCAGAGCAAGCAGGGAAACUGGGCGAUGCUUUGUCUGGAUUUGGGAAGAAGUUCACUUCUUUAUGGUGAACUGGAGAGAGGAGGGGUAUGCAGAGUUGAAAUGAGAUGGAUUGGUAGCUUUGUACUUGAAAAACCUAUGAAACUGCAAUAAAUCAAUUUCACAUA
Molecule: messenger RNA, 11916 nt
Organism: Anoplopoma fimbria (sablefish)
Lineage: Eukaryota; Metazoa; Chordata; Actinopteri; Perciformes; Anoplopomatidae
Gene: bsnb
Product: bassoon (presynaptic cytomatrix protein) b
Biological process (GO): presynaptic active zone assembly; protein localization to synapse
Cellular component (GO): axon; glutamatergic synapse; cytoskeleton of presynaptic active zone
Molecular function (GO): metal ion binding; structural constituent of presynaptic active zone
Source: RefSeq, a predicted model, not a curated record